AUGCGGUCGUUUUUGCGUGGUGAACUACUCCGGUAUUACAGACGGAACUUCUCUUGGACGUCAGUGAAUGAAGCAAGGAGAAGAGCUUCGCAUGCCGAUGUGGAUGUAUUCUGCCAAACAUUGCCUGAGAACGAACGUAACAUCUUGGAUCAGUACUCAAGCUUGCGCCGCCGCAUCUCCACGCCGUCCAGUCUCUACUGUGUCGAACAGACCGUAGCUGAUCGAGUUGCGAACCUUGUUCUGAACGAUGGAACUGCUAAUCCUGUGUUGGAAGUUCGACCAGGUCCAGGGUUGAUCACACGUGCAAUGCUGAGACAAGGAAUCCCUGCCAUUCGUUUGUUUCAAGAUUCGGCGUUGUUUGGGGCUUCAUCGAUCAAGAGAGAUUUCCCGGAUGCAGCGAUUGACUCAAUCAUGGAUGACCUGUUAUUACUGUCGAAGAGGGAUUAUGCAGAUUUUCAAGACCCCACGGAGCACCGCGUUGCCCGGCUGUUGGAUGGACUACAACCCGCGGAAAAUGGAUGGAGAGGAGAUCCUGCGCUGAAGAUUGUGGGUACACUCUGCAGUCGCAAAGAUAUGGCCUUCUUAAGGUACAUGACGAGUUCGUGUUUAUCUCGUCGCACAUUGUUCCAGUUUGGCAGAGUUCGAUCUGUAUUCAUCGUUCCUUCUUCUAUUUAUGAGCACGUCACAGCGCGACCAACUUCAGGUUUCAUUCUGUACAAAUCCUCGAAUAUACUUCUGCAGCUGCUCUUCGAUGUGAAACUUCUGGAUACUGUGCCGAGAAGUGCGUUUUUCCCGUGGCCACUUGCAAAGAAUGUUGCAAGAAAGCGACGUUCUAACUUCAACGAGGAUCACAUGUACAUUGUAAGCAUAGAGGCGAAACGAGAUAUUCCAGGUGUACCUGAAACUCAAAUGCGUGAACUGGCAUUCUUCAUAUUUCAUCAUUUGACUUCAAGAUCACGAACAGUGAUCCCUGCACUUGAGCAGUGGAUCCCAGGCUGUGGCGUGAAGCUCAUUGAGCAGGGUCAUGGAAUUUUUACCCGAUUUGGAGAUUUGGAACCUGACAAGCUCAAGGACCUAUUCUUGAUUUUCGCCUCCCAUCCUGAGUACGAAUCAUGUGCGUUCAAAGAAGCAUUGAACUUAGCCCAGGAUGCCAUUGAUUUUCCAUUCUCCCUUGCUGAUGUCUCGGAAAAGAAACCAGGAGUGGUACCUGAUCUCGAUGCGGAUCACGAUGAGAGUGACGAGCAUCACAUUAGCGUACAGCCUCGUCAUCGUUUGGCCGAUGAAGCUUGAAUUCUUUAAGCAUCUAUGUUCGUGAUGUUUUGGAAAAGCUCAUAAAAAGGCCGAUGACUUCUCACGUACAA
Molecule: messenger RNA, 1361 nt
Organism: Notodromas monacha
Lineage: Eukaryota; Metazoa; Arthropoda; Ostracoda; Podocopida; Cyprididae
Source: the annotation of a GenBank genome assembly